This is a messenger RNA of Podarcis raffonei (Aeolian wall lizard), 4948 nucleotides long. RefSeq names its product galactosylgalactosylxylosylprotein 3-beta-glucuronosyltransferase 1-like. Gene Ontology annotation, biological process: chondroitin sulfate proteoglycan biosynthetic process; carbohydrate metabolic process. Gene Ontology annotation, cellular component: Golgi membrane. The transcript has 8 exons. Gene Ontology annotation, molecular function: galactosylgalactosylxylosylprotein 3-beta-glucuronosyltransferase activity. The record is from RefSeq and is a predicted model, not a curated record. NCBI's taxonomy places the organism in Eukaryota, Metazoa, Chordata, Lepidosauria, Squamata, Lacertidae. The coding region runs from base 1167 to 2198 and encodes 343 amino acids.
CCAGCGUCUCCCCGGUCUCCUCACAGUCACAGCCCCCGUCUUUCCCCGCAUGCGGGUAUGUGCGUAGCUUAUUCGUUUUCCAACCCGGGUUAGCGAUCGUGGGAACAGAAGAACCCGGCGGCGGCCUAUGGAAUGAAAUCGCGUAGGGGUUUCCGCUCCGGUGCACCCCCGCACCCCCUGGGGAUUAAAAAGGCGGGGUGUCGGAGAAUUAUGAGACAGGCUCUUCCAAGCCGCCUGCUUGCCGAGCGAGCAAGCGAGCCCUUCUGCACCAGACGGGACCAAGGCGCGCGUGCCGUUUUCCUCCCGGGUCGCCCUUCUCGCUCUCAGCCCGCUUUCCCUCCUCUUAAGGUGGCGCGCCGGGAUGUGGGCCGCUGCUCGGCGUCUCCUCCGCCUAGGGUGCCUUAAAAGCAAACCCUCCUCCUCCUCCUCCUCGCCUCCUUCCACCCAGAGCCGCAAGCUUCGAGGUGCGCCGAGCGGCGCUGCUUUGUAAGGGCGCCCGGCGAAGCGGCUGCGCUCCAGUCGGCGGGAGGCUUGGCCAGGAGGAGGAGGCGGCGGCCGCCCGGAGUUGGAUCGCGCGCAAGACGCCGCCGCCGCCACUGGGGCACGUGCUGCAGCCGCAGCCGGCAGACCUGUAGCCUUGCAGCCGGACGGACGCCUGCCUGCUCGCCUGCCCGCCUGCUUCCACGUCCUGGAGCAGGGUGCCGCGGCCGCCUUUAAGCGCCGGGAGAUGCCGGAGACCCUCGCCUGGGUGAUCUUGGAGAUCCUCGUCGCAACUUACCCGCGAAACAAGACGACGCAUUUAUUUCCUCAGGUUUGGUUUGGUUUUCGUUAGAGGGAUGUAGGAAGAUUAGAAAAGCUGGCCUCCAGUGUAUUCCUGGACUGCAGUUCCUGCCUAUCAGUUUGCAUUAAAGGCCUCCAGAGAAAGCACCGUCCCCCCCUGACAGACAGGAAUGUGGAAGAAGGCCUGCAAGGAAGUGCCAAAUGUAUACACUCUGCACCUGAGGAGCAUCUCAGAGGGCACCAACUCCUGGCAGAUCCCAGGAAGGCCAGGGGGCUAAACAAACCUGCCAGCUAGACUCUCUUCCUCAAAGCCAUUGGUGUCAAGGCAUGCCCUCUGUUGUGACAGAUAACUGGGAGAUGCCCGGACAGUGGGACAUCUCUGCAGCAUGCUGAGGAGACGUAACCUUCUCACUACACUUCUGAUUGCUUUGCCAUGGGGGCUUCUUCUUACAUUGUGGCAUCAGUACCCAACUACCCGCUACCUCAGCAUUCUGAGAAAGGAAACAGAUGAAAACGUGACGGCCAAAUCUCUCUUCAAUAAUAGCACAUCGCUCACAAGGGAGGAUGGACUCUCAUCAUGUGCUCGGCAGCCGGCUGUUGGGGCAGCUCCAAAAAUAAUCCGGAGCUAUGUGUACUCCAGGCCUCCUCCGUGGUCAGAGGCUCUGCCUUCCAUCUUUGUGAUCACCCCUACCUACAGCCGGCCAGUGCAGAAGGCUGAGCUGACCCGUCUGGCCAAUACUUUCCUCCACGUGCAGAACCUCCACUGGGUGGUGGUGGAAGACGCUCCCAGAAGGACCAACCUAGUAUCCAAUCUGCUGGAGAAGACAGGGAUCAAUUUUACGCACCUGAACGUUGAGACUCCUAAGAGUCUGAAGAACCCUUCCUGGCUCCCAUCUCACAAACCGAGGGGCACGUUGCAGAGGAAUCUUGGACUGCAUUGGUUGAGGGAGAAUUUCGGCACUACACCCCCUCCAGAGGGUGUGGUCUACUUUGCUGAUGAUGACAACACCUACAGCCUAGAGCUCUUUGAAGAGAUGCGCUACACAAAGAAGGUGUCCGUCUGGCCAGUCGCCUUUGCCGGGGGCCUCAGGUACGAGUCCCCAAAGGUGAGCCCGGCAGGCAAAGUGGUGGGCUGGAAGGUCGUGUUCGACCCUAACCGGCCCUUUGCCAUCGACAUGGCUGGCUUUGCCAUCAGCCUCAGGCUGAUCCUGGAGAAGCCUCAGGCCACUUUCAAGCUGGACGGAGUGAAAGAAGGUUACCAAGAAACUAGUCUGCUGAAGGAUCUGGUUACAAUGGAUGGAUUGGAGCCCAGAGCCGCCAACUGCACAAAGGUCUUGGUCUGGCACACGAGGACAGAAAGACCAACACUGGUUAAUGAAGGCAAACGCGGAUUCACAGAUCCAAGGGUGGAGGUGUAAUCGGGAAAUCACCUUAUUCUGUAGCAACUGUUCUCAUCUCUACACUUGCUCAGCAGCAAACUGAUGCAGCAAUGAAGAAUAACAUCCUACUUGUGUUCAUAGCUACCAGCUUCCCACGUCCCGAAAGCCAUGAAAGAAAGACAGAAAGACUGAAAGGAAGGGAAUGUGGAACCCCAAGUCCAGUUGCUUUGUACAAUGGCCAUUCAUCUUGCAGCUAGGAGAAAUUGUUUCUGCGUUUGUAUUUAUUUCUUGAAGGACUUUUAAAAAAUAUAAAUGUGUGUGUAUGUGUGCAUGCGCAUGCAUGCGCGCACACACACACACCCCUUCCAGGGCAAGGGAAGAAGAACCAGGCUUUCACUCUGGACAAAGCUCUUUCUGGUAACUUCGCAUCCUGAUUUUUGAAGCUCUGCAUUGUGAAGCAAUGGGAUGAGGGCUUCUGCAAAUCUGCUCCAUGCCACAGCAGUUCAAAAGGAGGCCGUCCCUGCAAUGGGAACAAUGGAAUAUGCCAACAUCACUUUGGGGGAAGAGAAGCCCUCAGAGUAGCUUAAAGCCUCAUUCAAUCUGAGGGGUUUGCCCCCCAGAAGAAUGCGGUAGGGCAGUUCAUGCUUGGAGGUACAUGUGGUUCAUUCUUUGGCUUUGUUGAGUUCUGCAUCAGUUCCCUUUACAGUGGUACCUCUGGUUAAAUACGCUUGAGGUUACAGACGCUUCAGGUUACAGACUUCGCUAACCCAGAAAUAGUACCUCGGGUUAAGAACUUUGCUUCAGGAUGAGAACAGAAAUCACGCUGCAGCGGCGUGGUGGCAGCAGGAGGCCCCAUUAGCUAAAGUGGUGCUUCAGGUUAAGAACAGUUUCAGGUUAAGAACAGACCUCCAGAACGAAUUAAGUACUUAACCUGAGGUACCACUGUAUAUAAGAUCCAAAGUGACACACAUGGUUCCAGCCAUCUCCAGUUCCUCUUGGAUCGGAAUGAUAAACUGAGCUAGAAAGUGGGUCCAUUGAACCCAAGAGCCUCAUUGUUCCAGUUUGCAUGUCACAGUAAACCAUAGGUAAUGGUUUGCUGUGAAUGCACAAAGGGGGCUGUUUCUCCUCCCCACUAGUGUAUGAAGAAAACAAACCAUGAUCCCUUGUUUAGUGCUAUAUCUGAACCAGGGAGGAUGGCUUGGUUUGCUGCAACAAACCAUGAUCAGUAAGCCAAGAAGAAGCCUUGGGUACAGAGCAUGAUUUAUUGGGAGUGAAACAAACCAUGGUCCCUGGUUCAGAUGUAAUGCUAAGCCAGUGAAUGUGCUUUGUUACUUGUCACUGAAAGCUGGGAGGGGCAAACUGGCUAAGACCAGCAUGUGCACAGGAAACUAUUAACUAUGGUUUACCAUGAUGUGUGAAUGACACCAUUGUCUAAAACCUAUCAGGAUAAAAUCCUUGUGUGCGGUAUUAUUUGGCUAAAUCUUUUUCACAGGAGAAGAUGCUCUGAUUCCAGAGCUUCCCUCUCCUUCUUCAAGUGGGUGAAAUCCUGGCUAAUAGCUAGGCAGGGGCUUCAUGAAAUUCCAUGGCUGGGAGUGUGAUACUGCAAUAGGUGGACUUUUGGUUAGAUACAGCUGGUCAGUUAUUCUAUUCUUGUGGCUUUGUAGAACUAUUACACAUUCUGGAACUGUCGGUGCACUCGCAUGAUCAAACUCAACUCAUUUCCUGUCCGGACAGCUAUGAACUCCAACAAAACCAACAUGUUUGGAGUGAGCAGAGAGCAUUCAGCCAUACUGAGCCAUUGACUCCAAGCUUUAAAUACAUGUGAUGGUGGCAAAAAAUGCAGCAUCACCCAGAAACAAGACUUGGAACCACUGGGGAGGGAAAUGACUACUGAAAACAGAAAUAUUCAUCCAUUAUGAGUGUUAAAGGGAAACAAAUCACCUACAAGUAAUUUCUUAUAUUUGUAAUUGGAAAAGUAUUGUCAGCACAUGAAUAAGGUAUGGGGCCAAUGUAGAGUCAAAGAAACAAAGAAUCGAUGGACCCAAAUACCUGAAAAGGUAGAAUGACAUGAUAGCACAAAUGUUUGUUUCUGUGGUGGGCUGUGCUCACAAAAGCCCACUGCUGGUGUUUUUACAUAUGUGUGGAAAUUCUCACACUCAAGAAUUAGAAGGACACUUUUUUUAGCAACUGAGCCACCCCUAAAAAUGAUUCAGAAAUGGCAGAAUACCGAUUUGUUUCUUAGCUUGUUUGUAACAUGGGUCUUUUCUGCCUAUGCCAUUUAUAUCAACCUGGGUCGCCUGGCGUGUUUUAUGGAAAAUAUACUUUCCCCCCCCCCUGCUCUUCUGAAUCUCAAUAGGGAAUAACCAAUUUUAUACUCUCCGUUGAAAUGUCAUAUAUAUUUCAUGCUCGCUGCAUUACGGGGGGGGGGGGGGAGAGAAGUGGUGUCUUAAAUUAGCAAAAUAAUUAGAAUCACAGUAAUGAGGAAAGUAUAAUUUAAAGGAGAAAGAGGCUAUGUGGGAGUUAAGGUUGGCAGGAAAGGUUUGUCAAGCUUUUUGAUUCCCUUGCCAGCUGCUGCUUCUGUGGGAAAUCAUGGAGGUCACCUCAUUAUAGAACAAAGAGAAUCCUGGGAAAUCUCAGAGAACAUUAGCUGUAGAAAAUAUUUGAAGACUGGGGACUAGGGCCCAUACUGAACCUCUAGCAUUAAGACCAAGCCACUUUUGUUCUUUUCACUGAGAGAAGGAUGAGGUCCAACUGAGAAGAGAAAUUAUAUGAACUUGGCACCUCUUUAA